Molecule: messenger RNA, 2700 nt
Organism: Neopsephotus bourkii (Bourke's parrot)
Lineage: Eukaryota; Metazoa; Chordata; Aves; Psittaciformes; Psittacidae
Gene: SIX3
Product: SIX homeobox 3
Exons: 3
Coding region: 794-1810 (338 amino acids)
Biological process (GO): regulation of transcription by RNA polymerase II; brain development; eye development
Cellular component (GO): transcription regulator complex; nucleus
Molecular function (GO): DNA-binding transcription factor activity, RNA polymerase II-specific; RNA polymerase II cis-regulatory region sequence-specific DNA binding
Source: RefSeq, a predicted model, not a curated record
CCAGCCUGGCCCAUUUACUUUUCCCCCAUAUCUCCUUUAGCUUUAACGAGGCUCGUUAAGAUCACAAUAAUAUUCCACCCUCUAAUUGCUCAUCCCAUUCAACAAAUAUGUGCACACUGCUUUUCGCAUUAUUUGAUCCCUUAUUUAGGAGGGGUGUGGAGAAGGGGGGGGGGAAGAGACAGGGAGAAGGGGAAGUGCUGAGAUUAGGAGUUGCAAAGAUUAAGAAAAAAAAAAAGAAAAAGAAAAAGAAAAAAAACAAACCAGGCUUUUCCACCAACCGCCCCGCUUCCCUCCCCCCCCGUGCAUUUGGGCGAAGUGGUAAAAACCUCCCUUACGUACUCCGUAAUGAUUGGCAGUGCUGACAGUGAUUGGCAGGGGCUGCCAUGGCAACGCCACAACGACACUCGGAAGACCAAUAGAAAAGCGAAACAAAAUGUUUCAGCGCUGCACUCACUGUGGAUUUAGGGGAGAUAUUAUGAGGCUGUUGUCAUUAGGGCGAUUGCUGUUGAAUCACUGAAUCCUGACUCGGCGGCGGCGCGGGGCCGGGUGCGUGUGAGUGCGCGUGUGUGUGCGUGUGUGUGCGCGCGUGAACGAGCGCGGGUGCGUGCGAGUGUGAGCGCGUGUGUGUGCGUGUGUGUGUGUGUGCGUGUGUGUGCGAGCCCCCGUGCCUCUAUGUGGCUGUGUGUGCGUGUGCGGUUGUGGAUGCGUGCGCGGUGCGUGUGCCCUUUCCUCCCUUCUUCCUCCCUUUCUUUCUUUUCUCCUUGAUUCGUCUCCCCCUCUCCCCGGUCAUCCCAUGGUGUUCAGGUCCCCGCUAGAGCUUUAUCCCACCCAUUUCUUCUUGCCAAACUUCGCCGCCGACCCGCACCACCGCUCCCUCCUUCUCGCCAGCGGCGGCAGCGGCAGCGGCUCGGGCUGCAGCCCCGGUGCCGGCGGCGGUGGAGGCGGCAGCUCCCGGGCACCCCACGAAGAGUUGUCAAUGUUUCAGCUGCCCACACUCAACUUCUCCCCGGAGCAAGUGGCCAGCGUCUGCGAGACGCUGGAGGAGACUGGAGACAUAGAAAGGCUGGGGAGGUUCCUCUGGUCGCUGCCGGUGGCGCCGGGGGCAUGCGAGGCCAUCAACAAGCACGAGUCCAUCCUCCGCGCCCGGGCGGUGGUGGCCUUCCACACGGGCAACUUCCGAGACCUCUACCACAUCCUGGAGAACCACAAAUUCACCAAGGAGUCCCACGGCAAGUUGCAGGCCAUGUGGCUCGAAGCUCACUACCAGGAGGCCGAGAAGCUAAGGGGUCGCCCGCUGGGGCCGGUUGAUAAAUACAGGGUGAGGAAGAAGUUUCCGCUGCCCAGGACCAUUUGGGAUGGCGAGCAGAAGACUCACUGCUUCAAGGAGAGGACUCGCAGCCUCCUGAGGGAGUGGUACCUGCAGGACCCUUACCCCAACCCCAGCAAGAAAAGGGAACUGGCUCAGGCCACGGGGCUCACCCCCACGCAAGUAGGCAACUGGUUCAAAAACCGAAGGCAAAGAGACAGAGCGGCGGCGGCUAAAAACAGGCUCCAGCACCAGGCGAUAGGACAGAGCGGAAUGCGGUCGCUGGCAGAGCCCGGCUGCCCGACCCACAGCUCGGCCGAGUCUCCGUCCACGGCUGCCAGCCCGACCACCAGCGUCUCCAGCCUGACAGAAAGAGCCGAGACGGGCACCUCCAUCCUCUCGGACAAGCACGAUUUCUCCUUUGCGCUUUUCCAUGGACGCAUUUCACCCACUUGCAUGAUGAUGAUGAUUAAAUUUGUAUCUGGGAAAAAAUAUUCUCUAUAGUCAAGGAAAAACAAACAGAAACCAGAAAAAAAAAAAAACUCCCAUCGAAUUUGUAUAAAAAUAAAAAAUGAAAAAAAAAAAAAAGAUUAAAAAGGAACUCCUUGAAGAGGGAAAUAACAAAUGUUUAUCGCCUUUUUGUUGGUCCUAUUUCUCUCUCUUUCUCUCCCCCUCUCCCUUUCUCUCUGUUAUUUUCUUUCUUGGGUUUUUUUUUUUUUUCCAAGUCCAAGUGAUGGUCCAGCCAAGAUGCAAUUCUCUGUUAUUUCUUUUUUUGUUCAGCAGACAAUCAUUUUAUUCGUAAGCACCUUUUUUUCUACACUUCUGUCACUGCCUGUGUGGGUACUGGUUAUAAAUGUGGAAAAAGAAUAGUUAUGACUGUAACAGAUUUUUAUUUUUAUUUCAAAAUUUUAUAUGAAUUAUGUAUAUCUUAAUGAUGCGGUCAUUUUCCCAGUUUGUAAUAUAUGUGUAGAAAUGCUUGUAUAUGAUAUUUGCGCUCCUCUUUCUUUCCUCCCCCCCCCCCCUUGUCUAUCUCCCUCCCACCCUUUCUCCCUCUCUCCUUUUUAUUUUCCUUGACUCGGUGUUCCUUGCACAAACUUAGCUGUCAAGAGCUGACGUGCUAGGUUUUCAAAAGGGACCUCAGCGAUAGAAAAAAAAAAAAAAAAAAGAAAAGGAAAAAAAAAACCCAAAAAAAGGAAAGAAAAGGAAAAAAAAAAAAAGCUUAGGGUGCAACUGUAGUUAUCUUAUGCAAAAGCUAUUUUGAGUAUUUCAUAGCAGCUUUGGGGGUCUCUUCUUAAACUCCACGUAGGACGCUUCAACUAUUGUUUCCUUAACUGCGUGUUUAUCUAUAUGUACAAACUUUCUAAAUCAAAUACAGUAUUCCAUUUUCUUAUCUA